Spodoptera litura is the source of this 853-nucleotide messenger RNA. The record is from RefSeq and is a predicted model, not a curated record. Lineage: Eukaryota; Metazoa; Arthropoda; Insecta; Lepidoptera; Noctuidae.
UGCGUUUGCGUGUUUCCCGAUUUUCUCUUCAGUUCGAUAAAAAAACUACCUUGGCUUUGUUUUAUGGAUAUUGAGUGUCGUUUUAUUCGGUGACUUCGGCUUUUUUCUUAUAAGGACUUGACUGUGUUUUGUGAUUUGGAUGUUUCGUUUGUGAUACAAAAUGUUGCGUUGCCUGAAUUGCUGGUUACGCGUUCAACGAAUACAGAGACAUGUGGUUACAACUCUGCCUCAAGAGUUACUAAUAAUCUUAUCUAUUUGGCUCAGAAUUGAAUAUCUUCCUAUGCAAGAUGUGUUGUGCCAUGCUUGUUAUGUAUUGAUACAAAAUGCUGAUGUAAACACACCAAGGACAUUAAGUCAUACUAAUGUCUGUGCUGGUUGUGGCUGCUCUUUGAAUGAAGCUAGACUUCACUUCCUUGAAGAAAACAAACCACUUUAUGAAUAUUUUCUGUGGAUAAGAUCAAUACAGGUUAAACAAGCACAAUCGUAUUAUGGCGAGCAUGUUCGAAAAAAUGGGUCAUACGAAAUAGAAGUAUGUCCCGAACUGGAACAUUCUGAAGAAAUGGUUGCGGCCGUUGGAGGAUAUAGACCUUACUUUUAAGGGCUCGAAUUUAGUCCCGCCAUGUUGGUCGCCUUAAAUAUUUUAAUUGAUGCAGAACCAUCUAAUAAUCAUAGCUUAGAUGUAAUAUUAGGCUACUGUUGUAACUGUCUCGUUGGUUACAGAACAGUGGGUUGCUGUUGCCACAUCAUGACCAUAAUAUGGUAUUUGGGCUAGUCAUACGACAAAUAUAUUGAGGCCAGCAUCAUUUUUAGAUAACGUUUUACUAUUAAUUGAAGAAUGAAACAAUAAACACUU